Molecule: messenger RNA, 848 nt
Organism: Polistes dominula (European paper wasp)
Lineage: Eukaryota; Metazoa; Arthropoda; Insecta; Hymenoptera; Vespidae
Product: B9 domain-containing protein 1
Biological process (GO): cilium assembly
Cellular component (GO): MKS complex
Source: RefSeq, a predicted model, not a curated record
AAAUAGAAUCAAAAAUACGUAUAUAUCAUGUCGCAAUCUUUUAAAUUUGGCGCAAUUAUUGGGUAUAUAUAUAGUAUAAUCUCUAUUCGUACUGCGCAUGCGCGUAUCUCAUAGCAACGCGUUUUCAACAUACCAAACAUAAAGUCCAUAUUGUAGUAAGGAUAAAAGUGUUGUGUUGUUAUAACCUGUUUCUUACUUUGUUAAAUAUCAUAGAUUAAUUAUAAUUAACAAAGAAAUAUACAUUUAUUUCAAUUGUUUAUAAGAUAAUGUCUGUGGAAGGGCAGUUCUUUUUAUCUAUUACUGGUUCCAUCGAAUAUGCAGAGUUCUACAAUAUCGAUAAUGCAUAUUGCAAAUACGGGUUUCAUUUUGGUCCCGAAUGGAGCGUUGUGGCUGGUAUCGAAGAAGGACUGACGCAAAUGUGCAAAUGUAGUAACGAUCCAAGAAAUCUUAUUGCUUGGAACUUCCCAUUGGAAAUAACGUUCAAAAGUACCAAUCCUCAUGGGUGGCCACAACUAAUAAUGUCUAUCUACGGAUUAGAUAUGUUUGAUCAUGAUGUUAUCGAGGGUUACGGUGUAUGUCAUUUGCCUCUUACAACGGGAUAUCACGAAAAAAGAGUUUCCAUUUACAUUCCUCAAUCAUCUUCAACGUUGCAACAAUUAGCAGCUUGGUUGACAGGUAAAAGACCAGAAUUAAUAGAUCCAGCCAUAUUGGCCAGUGGUGGUGGACGAGAACUGACUCGUAUGAAGGUUCAAGGACACGUUAAUUUGACUUUUAACGUCGUAUUGAAAGAUUUUUUAAAACUGGGUUACAACAAUGGAGAAAAUAAAGGAAAAUGAACAAUAAAUUCU